GAGCUCUGGGAUAGGAGCCGAGGGUAGAAUAUAUACUGCGAGAAGUGACCACUUGAGCACUACGCUCCGCCGGUUAGCGUUGAGAAGGGGCAAAGGGGCUUUUCCACCAUGCGGGGAAAAGUUCUGGCCAUCGUCUUCUGUCUCCUAGGCUCUGCCAUUUCAGCUAGAGCUGCUGAAUUAGGGCAGCAACAAGAACACGUCAGUCUCACCUUGGAACCAGCACCAGUCGCAGGGGUUACCGAAAAUGUCGUCACUGGAGUUUCAGGUGGAGCAUUAGGCGGCGUCACUAGCGCCACAUCAAGUGUUGCGCCUGGUGUGGUUGGAGGCUCUUUGACCACCGGUGCUAUAGGAACACCAUGGGGAGUUGCUGGGUUCCCGUAUAGUUCUUGGAGUGGCUACCCAGGUUUUGGUGGUUUUUCAAACCUUUAUGGGGGCUACUACGGAGGCUACCCGGGCUACGGCAGUUAUCUGUCUCGCUCAUCCGGGCUUUUCGGUCCUUCCAGCCCGUGGGGAUACCCGUAUGGUAGUGCUUAUGGAUCUAUAGGCUACCCUGGUGCUCUGGGAGGACUUGGAGGAUAUGGGGGAGCUCUUGGACUUCUAGGACGUUAUCCAGGCCUUUCCGGAGUGUAUGGAAACACCCUCGGUCUUUCAGGCCUGUACGGAGCAUACCCAGGAUUCGGACGCCUGCCGGGAGUUCUGGGAAGUUACCCAGGUCUGACGGGGCUUUCAAGUUUGUAUGGCGGAUACCCAGGUUAUUUGGGAAGCCUUAGCGGUCUUUCUGGGCCGCUGGGACUACUCGGACGUUAUCCAGGGCUUUCGGGAUUGUUAGGAAGCUAUCCUGGCCUGAAUGGUCUCUCGGGUUGGUAUGGAGGAUACCCAGGUCUCACAGGCCUUUCACGAGUGCUUGCAGGUUACCCCGGUUACUCCGCCCUUUCGACACUGUACGGAAGCUAUCCCGGCUCCAGCAGCUAUUUUUCUCACUCGUCGGGUCUUCUUGGCCUUCCUAGUCCAUGGGGAUAUUCCCAUGCAAGCGGAUUUGGUUCACUAGGCUACCCAGGAUCUCUAGGAGGAGUUCUUGGUGGACUCCGAGGGCCACUCGGCCUACUUGGACGUUACCCAGGGCUUUCUGGCCUGUACCCUGGACUUAGUGGUUUGUCUGGAUUGUAUGGAGGAUACCCUGGUCUCGCAGCCCUCUCAGGUGUGCUUGGCCGUUUCCCUGGUUACUCAGCCCUUUCGACGCUAUACGGAAGCUAUCCCGGUUCCAGCAGUUACUUGUCUCGCUCCUCGGGUCUUCUUGGUCUUUCUAGCCCAUGGGGAUAUUCUCACGCAAGCGGUUUUAGUUCACUAGGCUAUCCAGGAUCUGUUGGAGGAGUUCUCGGAGGACUUGGAGGACCUCUAGGUCUUCUUGGACAUUACCCAGGACUUUCCGGCCUUUACGGAAGCUCACUUGCUCUUUCAGGUCUCACCGGAAGUUACUCAGGACUCGGACGCUUGUCUGGACUUCUGGGAGGAUACUCUGGUUUGACAGGGCUUUCUGGUUUGUAUGGGGGAUACCCAGGUUCCUUGGGAAGCCUCAGUAGCGUUUCCGGACCUCUAGGACUACUUGGACGUUACCCAGGGCUUUCAGGACUGUACCCUGGACUUAGUGGCUUGUCUGGAUUGUAUGGAGGAUACCCUGGUCUCACCGGCCUCUCAGGUGUGCUUGGUCGUUUCCCUGGUUACUCAGCCCUUUCGACGCUGUACGGAAGCUAUCCCGGUUCCAGCAGUUACUUGUCUCGCUCCUCGGCUCUUCUUGGUCUUUCUAGCCCAUGGGGAUUUUCUCACGCAAGCGCUUUGGGUUCACUAGGCUAUCCAGGAUCUGUUGGAGGAGUUCUCGGAGGACUUGGAGGACCUCUAGGUCUUCUUGGACAUUACCCAGGACUUUCCGGCCUUUACGGAAGCUCACUUGCUCUUUCAGGUCUCUCCGGAAGUUACUCAGGACUCGGACGUUUGUCUGGACUUCUGGGAGGAUACUCUGGUUUGACAGGACUUUCAGGUUUGUAUGGUGGAUACCCAGGUUACUUGGGAAGUCUUAGUGGCCUUUCGGGACCUCUAGGACUACUUGGACGUUACCCAGGGCUUUCAGGAUUGUACCCUGGACUUAGUGGCUUGUCUGGAUUGUAUGGAGGAUACCCUGGUCUCACCGGCCUCUCAAGUGUGCUUGGGCGUUUCCCUGGUUACUCAGCCCUUUCGACACUGUACGGAAGCUAUCCCGGCUCCAGCAGUUACUUUGCACGCUCCUCGGGUCUUCUUGGCCUUUCUAGCCCAUGGGGAUAUUCCCAUGCAAGCGGAUUUGGUUCGCUAGGCUACCCAGGAUCUCUAGGAGGAGUUCUUGGAGGACUCGGAGGGCCACUCGGCCUACUUGGACGUUACCCAGGGCUUUCUGGCCUGUACGGAAGCUCACUUGCUCUUUCAGGUCUCUCCGGAAGUUACUCAGGACUCGGACGCUUGUCUGGACUUCUGGGAGGAUACUCUGGUUUGACUGGACUUUCAGGUUUGUAUGGUGGAUAUCCAGGUUACUUGGGAAGCCUUAGUGGCCUUUCGGGACCUCUAGGACUACUUGGACGUUACCCAGGGCUUUCAGGAUUGUACCCUGGACUUAGUGGCUUGUCUGGAUUGUAUGGAGGAUACCCUGGUCUCACCGGCCUCUCAAGUGUGUUUGGGCGUUACCCCGGUUACUCAGCCCUUUCGACACUGUACGGAAGCUAUCCCGGCUCCAGCAGUUACUUGUCUCGCUCCUCGGGUCUUCUUGGCCUUUCUAGCCCAUGGGGAUAUUCCCAUGCAAGCGGAUUUGGUUCACUAGGCUACCCAGGAUCUCUAGGAGGAGUUCUUGGAGGACUCGGAGGGCCACUUGGCCUACUUGGACAUUAUCCAGGGCUUUCUGGCCUGUACGGAAGCUCACUUGCUCUUUCAGGCCUCUCCGGAAGUUACUCAGGACUCGGACGCUUGUCUGGACUUCUGGGAGGAUACUCUGGUUUGACAGGUCUUUCCGGUUUGUAUGGUGGAUACCCAGGUUACUUGGGAAGCCUUAGUGGUCUUUCCGGACCUCUUGGACUAUUGGGACGUUAUCCCGGCCUCUCAGGAUUGCUCGGAGGCUACUCAGGUCUAAAUGGUUUACUUGGAUUGAACGGAGGAUAUUCAGGUCUCACUGGCCUGUCAGCAUUACUUGGAGGAUAUUCAGGUCACUCUGGCCUUUCUACAUUGUACGGAGGCUACCCAGGUUACGGCAGCUAUUUUGGCCGCUCAUCGGGACUUCUUGGACUUACCAGCCCAUGGGGAACUUCAUAUGGCACCACCCUUGGAUCUUAUGGGUACCCUAGUUAUUUGGGAGGACGUUAUGGAGGGCUCCUUGGACGUUAUCCGGGACUGCAAGGAAGUUCUUUUGGUUUGUCAGGACUAUAUGGAAGUUACCCCGGUCUAGGGCGCUUGUCAGGGCUUCUUGGCUACCCUGGCUUGACAGGACUUUCGAGUUUAUACAGUGGAUACCCAGGCGCUCUGGGAGGUCUUAGUGGCCUUGCAGGACCACUAGGACUGCUCGGACGUUACCCUGGUCUUUCUGGUUUGCUCGGAGGCUACUCAGGUCUUAACCGACUGUCUGGAUUGUAUGGAGGAUAUUCAGGUCUCACAGGUCUUUCAGGGUUGCUUGGAGGCUAUCCAGGAUACUCCGGCCUUUCUACUUUGUACGGAGGCUACCCAGGUUACGGCAGCUAUUUGAGCCGCUCAUCGGGACUUCUUGGACUUACUAGCCCAUGGGGAACUUCAUAUGGUAGCACCCUUGGGUCUUAUGGCUACCCAAGCUAUUUGGGAGGACUUUAUGGUGGAUUUAGAGGGCCUCUAGGAGUUCUUGGACGUUAUCACGGUCUCUCGGGAUUGUACGGAAGCUACCCUGGUCUGUCAGGCCUCUACGGAAGUUACCCAGGCUUCGGAAGCUUGUCUGGACUCACUACUGGUUACCCUGGCUGGAGGUAUCCUUCUGCCUAUGGAGGUCUGAAUGGCGUAUGGGGAUAUCCAUACGGUAGUAGCCUUAGCCCAUACGGCUACGGAAGUUCAGUUGGCCCAUUCGGAUACUCUGGUCUUUAUGGACGCGGCGUUGGUGCAUUCGGAAACUAUGGCCCAUACGGGUCUUGGGGCUACCCUGGGUUCUACGGUAACGGAGUGGGUCCUCUAGGUGCAUAUGGAUAUGGUCCAUUUGGUCGAUAUGGUCCUUUCGGCAGCUCCCUUGGCUAUCCUGGAGCAUACAGUAAUGGAUUUGGUCCCUUUGGUCCGUUCGGUUAUGGCGGACCCUUCAGCGGCUACUACGGCCCAUAUGGUCCGUCCGGAAAAACUUUUGGUCCCUACGUUCUACCCGGCCCCUUAGGAACAACAACUUCAACUGUCGUCCCAACUGCCCAAGGACCAUCUGUCACCAGUACAGUUGUGCCUGAGGUUGUGAAACCAAGUGCAACUCUAGUCACACCUGAAGGCCUGCCCACACUACCCGUUAAUGUUGCAACGGGUUCAAAGGGGGUCAAGACCAUCGUAGGCUGAAAGCUACCCUAGUGCAACAAAAACUGUUCGCGAUGUCCCAAUCACAUCCGAAGCUGCACUUCGCGAAAUUAGUAACUACAAUGGACACUUUCGAAUAUAUACGGGCGCCACAAGAGAAGCAACGAAGGUGUAGACACUUCCUAGGUUGUUCUAAAAAAAUAAACAGCUGACAUCGCUCA
Messenger RNA from Dermacentor silvarum, 4745 nucleotides. RefSeq names its product collagen alpha-1(IV) chain-like. The transcript is spliced from 4 exons. NCBI's taxonomy places the organism in Eukaryota, Metazoa, Arthropoda, Arachnida, Ixodida, Ixodidae. The coding region runs from base 109 to 4566 and encodes 1485 amino acids. The record is from RefSeq and is a predicted model, not a curated record.